AUCCUGACUAACGGAUUGCUGACGUUGUCUGUAUUAUUGGGUGAAUUUCAGGUUGAGGUUUUGAGCAGGGUAAGACAUCCAAGCCUUGUAACACUGAUUGGAAGCUGCCCAGAAUCUAGGUCACUUGUCUAUGAUUACCUUAAUAAUGGCAGCCUUGAGGACCAUCUUGCCCGCAAAGAGAAGACUCCACUUCCUUGGCAAAUUCGAAUUUCCAUUUCUGCUGAUAUAUGCUCUGCUCUUAUCUUCCUUCACUCCGGCAGGCCUUCUAUAAUCCAUGGGAAUUUGAAGCCCAGUAAAAUUCUCCUUGAUGUAAACUUUGUUGCCAAACUUUGUGAUUUGGGCAUUUCUUCUUUAGUCCAGCGCAGUGGGCAUUCAGCUGACAGUAACACAACAGUUGACAAAGGAAAUGAAAGUUUGGUGUAUGUGGAUCCAGAAUUUCUUCUCACUGGGAAGCUCACACCAGAAUCCGAUGUGUAUUCAUUUGGAAUCAUAUUGUUACAACUUUUAACUGGCAGGCCUCUUUCAGGAAUAGUAAGGGAUACAAAAUGUGCAUUGGAGAAGGAAAAUCUCAAAGCGGUAUUGGACACUUCAGCUGGAGAAUGGCCACUUUAUCAAGUCGAACAGCUAGCAUAUUUGGCAUUGAGGUGUUCUGAGAAGACUCCGCUGAACCGGCCAGACCUUUUGUCAGAAAUCUGGAGUGCCCUCGGACCAUUACGAACUUCAUGCAGUAAUAUGUCACUAUUUUCUACUUCCAAGAAGCUUCACCGCCCUCCUUCUCACUUUGUCUGCCCCAUAUUUCAGGAGGUCAUGAAAGAUCCUUAUAUAGCUGCAGAUGGCUUUACAUAUGAAGAAGACGCAAUAAGAGGAUGGUUGGAUAGUGGUCACAACACCUCGCCAAUGACAAACCUGAAACUUGAACACACCAACCUGGUGCCUAAUUAUGCAUUACUUAGUGCGAUUCAGGAGUGGAAGCACCUGCAAUAACAUAUUUGCCCUUGAUCAAUUUUGCAUGCACUUGUGUAUAGUGGCAUAUUUACUGGU
Neltuma alba is the source of this 1041-nucleotide messenger RNA. Its product is annotated as U-box domain-containing protein 32-like. Gene Ontology annotation, molecular function: ubiquitin-protein transferase activity; ATP binding; protein kinase activity. The annotation marks the transcript as partial. The record is from RefSeq and is a predicted model, not a curated record. The transcript has 2 exons. Lineage: Eukaryota; Viridiplantae; Streptophyta; Magnoliopsida; Fabales; Fabaceae. Gene Ontology annotation, biological process: protein phosphorylation; protein ubiquitination.